This is a messenger RNA of Manis pentadactyla (Chinese pangolin), 8969 nucleotides long. It is a transcript of the gene TMEM63C, whose product is annotated as transmembrane protein 63C. NCBI's taxonomy places the organism in Eukaryota, Metazoa, Chordata, Mammalia, Pholidota, Manidae. Gene Ontology annotation, molecular function: calcium-activated cation channel activity. The record is from RefSeq and is a predicted model, not a curated record. The transcript is spliced from 25 exons. The coding region runs from base 303 to 2720 and encodes 805 amino acids. Gene Ontology annotation, cellular component: plasma membrane.
GAAUUUGCUGACAGUCCCUUGCCAGGUAGGGGCUGGCUUCACCAGGCCGGCGAGGAGGAGGGCCGGCCCGCAGUCUCCUCCCAGAGCCUCGGAGGAGCCUUCGUCUUGGACAGGAAUCAAGCAGGGAUACGGCUGGGCCACUCAGAAGCACCUAAGGACUGAUCAAAAAGACAGAGGGCCAGCGACAGCAAGCUGCCUGGGCCCCAAACUUGACCUGCUGCUCCAGCAGCUGCACAGCUAAGUGGAGCCUGCAGACUUGACUUUGACCCUCUCAGGAGAACUGACUCAGGGAGCCUCCCAGGAUGUCUGUCUCACCAAACAACCUGAAUUUGGUGGAAAAGGCACCAAAUGUAUCGGCAAGGGACUGCUUCCAAUCUCGGAGCACCGUCCUGCAGGGGCAGCCCUUUGGAGGGGUCCCCACCGUGCUGUUCCUUAACGUCAUCUUGUGGGUGCUCAUCAUUCUGGUUUACUCCUUCCUCCGGAAAGCUGCGUGGGACUAUGGGCGCCUGGGUCUGCUGAUCCACAAUGACAGCCUGACCUCGCUGAUCUACGGGGAGCAGAGCGAGAAGACGUCUCCCUCGGAUAUUUCCCUGGAGAUGGAGCACAAGGACAAGCACUUCUAUUCCUGGUUCUUCAACACCAUCACUAUGAAGAAUGAAGAUCUGAUUAGCAAGUGUGGAGACGAUGCCCGCAUCUACCUCAUGUUCCAGUACCAUCUCAUCAUCUUUUUGCUCAUCAUCUGCAUCCCCUCCUUGGGCAUCAUUUUGCCCAUCAACUACACUGGAACGGUUCUGGACUGGAAUAGUCACUUUGGCCGGACCACCAUCGUGAAUGUCUCCACAGAGAGUAAGAUCCUGUGGCUGCACAGCCUCUUCUCUUUCUUGUACUUCAUCACCAGCUUCCUCUUCAUGGCUCAUCACUGUUUAGGGUUUGUGCCCAAGAAGAGCUACAAGGUCACAAGGACACUGAUGAUCACCUAUGUCCCCACGGACAUCCAAGACCCAGAAGUCAUCAUUAAGCAUUUUCACGAGGCCUAUCCAGGAUGUGUAGUGACCAGAGUCCACUUCUGCUACGACAUCAGGAACCUGGUCGACUUGGAUGAUCAGAGGCGCCAUGCAAUGCGGGGCCGGCUCUACUACACUGCCAAGGCCAAGAAGACUGGGAAGGUGAUGGUCAAGGUCCACCCCUGCUCCCGCCUGUGCUUCUGCAAGUGCUGGACCUGCUUCAAAGAGGUAGAUGCGGAGCAAUAUUACAGUGAGCUGGAGGAGCAGCUGACAGAUGAGUUCAACGCCGAGCUCAACCGCGUUCGGCUGAAGCGUCUGGACCUGAUCUUUGUCACCUUCCAGGACUCCAGGAUGACAAAGCACAUCCAGGAGGAUUACAAGUACAUCCAGUGUGGUGUGCCCCCCCAGCAGUCCUCAGUGACCACCGUCGUCAAAUCCUACCACUGGAGGGUUGCCCAUGCCCCACACCCCAAAGACAUUAUUUGGAAACACCUGUCCAUCCGUCGCUUCCACUGGUGGGCCCGCUUCAUCACGAUCAACACCUUCCUCUUCUUCCUUUUCUUCUUCCUCACCACACCCGCCAUCAUCAUCAGCACUAUUGACAUGUACAAUGUCACCCGCCCCAUCGAGAACCUGCAGAGCCCAGUCGUGACGCAGUUCUUCCCCUCCCUGUUGCUCUGGGCCUUCACAGUGAUAAUGCCUCUGAUUGUCUACCUCUCCGCCUUCCUCGAGGCCCACUGGACCAGAUCAAGUCAGAAUCUGAUCAUAGUUCACAAGUGCUACGUCUUUCUUGUGUUCAUGGUGGUCAUUCUGCCAUCUAUGGGACUGACCAGUUUGGAUGUCUUUUUCCGCUGGCUCUUUGACAUCUACUAUCUGGACCAGGCGUCCAUCAGAUUUGAGUGUGUGUUCCUGCCAGACAAUGGCGCCUUCUUUGUCAACUACGUGAUCACGGCAGCUUUGCUUGGCACAGGCAUGGAGCUGUUGCGCCUGGGAUCACUAUUCCUGUACACCACCCGCCUCUUCUUCUCCAGAUCAGAGCCAGAGAGAGUCCACAUCAGAAAGAACCAGGCCAUUGACUUUCAGUAUGGGCGAGAGUACGCGUGGAUGCUGAAUGUCUUCAGCGUGGUGAUGGCGUACAGUGUCACCUGCCCUAUCAUUGUCCCUUUUGGGCUGCUCUACUUGUGCAUGAAGCACGUCACGGACCGCUAUAACAUGUACUACUCCUACACACCCGCCAAACUCAACGAGCAGAUCCACAUGGCUGCUGUCUACCAGGCCAUCUUCGCACCACUCCUGGGGCUGUUCUGGAUGCUCUUCUUCUCCAUCCUACGGUUAGGUUCGCUGCACGCCAUCACCUUCUUUUCCCUUUCCACCCUUAUCGUUUCGAUUAUAAUCGCCUUCGUUGGCACUUUUCUGGGGAAGCUUCGGAGGGUAUCUGACUAUGAGCCCGAGGAGGAGAUGGAGACGGUGUUUGACAUGGAGCCAAGCAGCACCUCCUCCACGCCCACCUCACUUCUGUACGUGGCCACUGUGCUGCAGGAGCCAGAGAUGAACCUGACGCCAGCCUCCUCCCCUGCCCGGCACACCUACGGCACCAUGAACAGAGAGCUGGAAGAGGGAGAAGAGGAGCGCGGCACGGGGGGCUUUGAGAGUGAGCUGCACUCAGCCCAGUUCCAGGAAGGGCUGGAACUGGAGGGCCAGAGCCAGUACCACUGACCAGCGCCCAAGGCCUCCACCCGGCGACUCCAGCCGGGAGUGGCAGCCAGAGGAGGCCCCCGCAGGGGGAAGAGGAGGGCGGCCAAAACGUCCUGCAGACCGUGGGGGGGCCCCAAGGGAGACAUCUGCCACCCUGGCUAUCAACUGCACGGAGACCCCGACCUGCUGAUCCACUAGAGCAGGAGGUGCCGGGCAGUACAGAGGCACCCGGCAUGGGAUGGAGGAUGUAGCCAAGCACCAUGCCUUGGGAGAGGUGGCUGAUGCCCUGGGCACAGAUACCGAAGGCUGGGGGACCCUCCUGGGGUAAGGAUGGAGAAGGUGUGUGUAAAGGAAGGGACAGAAGCCCACCAAAGACUGUCUGGGGUCUUUGCCACCCUUCCACAGCUGCCCUGCCAAGGACCUGCCGCUCCCCUGCCCCGCCCCACCCCUCCCCUGCAGUCUGAGGAAGCAAAGGUAUGUGAGCUGGGCCUCGUGGACAAGACGUGACCACCUCAUCUGGUUUCCCUACAUGGGGAUCUAGAAAGGGGAAGUUCCUGCUCUCACCAGAGCCAGGGGCAGCUGAGACCAGAGACCUGAGGGGAGGUGGCUGAGUCCCUUCCUGUUGCUCUGCGCCUUGUCCGAUGUCCCCAGGAGCAGCAGGGUGGAGACCCUUCUUCUUCCUAUUAUUGCAAGGGUAGCUCGGGCAUGGCACUCGGGGCUUAUUAAAUGGGACCUGUGUGCGUUUUGAUGAAGGCGACCUCGGCUGGUUACUGUAAGGUGGGAGGGGCAAGGGCAGAAUUCAUGGAGGCAGUUCUUCUCCCAAAAUGCUAGGCGAUGGGAAACCAUAUACACCUCUCCAAGCACCAGGCCUAAUGUAAAGAUCCCCAAGUUCAAGGUGUGGCCACUGAGAGCUGUUCCUGCCUCAUACCCACCUGAGGGUCUGGGGCCCCAGCAUGGCCAGGGUGGGUGGUAGCUCAGUGUAAGAAGCCCAUGCUUCAAACUGAAGGCACUGGCCAUUCCUUCACCUCCAAGUAGGACCCAUCCUGUCCUCUCAGGGCCACCCUGAACCCUGGACUAAAGACCACUCAGGUGGCCUCCAGUGUGGUCCUGGCCCAGACACUGUGUUGCCUUGCCGGUGACUGGGGGUAGGGACUGUCCUCCCCAGAGAAGUCCCUUCUGGUGGAGAAAGGCUGCUGCCCAGGGCUGCUACCAUCCCACACCUGGAAGAGCCAAAUCUUGAGCAGGUACAAUGCUGGUGACACCCAGCACCUUUGCUAAAGGCAGGCGGGUGCAUGCCUCUGGGCAUCGGCCACAUCAGAACCACCCGGGAGGCCAGCAGGGGAGGACAUGGAGAAGGGCUGGCUGGGGCCUCAGUGGACAAGAAUGAGCCAAUCAGAUGGGGUCUGUGUGCUCUCUCCUGAGCUCCUGUCCACAAAGGUCUGGAUCCUUGCCACCAACCUGCUGAAAAUGGGCCCCAGGCUCACCUCACCCGGGUGUUUCCCACCGGGUUCCAGGCAUGUGGGUGUCCCUGAACACAGAUCACCUGGGCCUCAUCCCUGCUCCGCCUUUCCCACAUCUCGGACCCAAAAGCUCCAGGCUUCACCACAGGAGUAAUAGCACUCAAGAGGCAAACACUGUCGUACCCCCAGGGUAUGUUCCCCAGGGAGCAGUCCAGAGACCUUGAGUCUCUCUCCCUGUCUGGCUAGGAAUAAGGAGGAAAGGUACCCAGCCAGUCCCUCACAAACCCAGGCCCUAGCAUUUCACCAGCCAGCAAGGGGAAGGGUCCUUUCCAGAGCAGAGCGGUCAGGGCCCCCACAGGGAGCUCUGGCUGCCAUGGGGAGGCGGCCGGCUCCAGACGUUGCCUGACCCCCAGACCGUGUACCUAGCGAGGGGGGAGUCCUGCCAGAAGCCAGCCUGUGGGUGCUCCGUCACUGGGCACCCCUUGCUGGCACCUGUCCGCAGGCUCCGCAGCCCCUGCUGGGCUGUUCUGCUGCUCCCACCACUCUCCCUGCUCGCUACUCCCCCUGCCCACUGGGCAGACUUCAGAAGCUGCAUGUGGAUAGGGUCCCAGCAGAUUGAUUACAUGGCAGCAUGGCUGGGGGGCCUCGCCCUCUGAAUUUGGGUCAAGUGUAGUCUGGUUCUGAAAAAAAGUAGUGCAAAUGUUGGGAAAGUUCCAGAGUCCAUUCCCUUCUCUACUCUUCCUAGAGACCCAGGACAACCGGCAAGGCCCCCCACCCCCAACAGCUGCUUGACUUCCCAGUCAUGUGUGCUGGGCGUGAGCAUGCUUCUGCUCCUCCCCAGGCAGCUUCCACCAUCCCACCCUACCGUCAGCUCCUGCCAGCCACCCCUCCCCUACCUGUCCCCUGAGGCACCCCCUCUCAGACUUGGUUCUUUCUGGAGGGAGCUGCCUCAAGGGGUAACCUGGUAUUGCCUAGGGCCUCCAGGAAGUACCCCACUGGUCCUGGAGCAGCUCCAUGCCUGCCUGCCUCUCCCUCAGACGCUUCUGGAAGCAAAGUGCCUAUCAGCAGCAUUACAUCCUUUGGGGACCCCAGUGGGGCAUGUGGACUUCCCCUGGCUAUGACCACUAAAGGAAUGUGCCAGAAUGCCGAACCUUCUUGUUAUUAAUGCUGUGACAGUGCCUUGAAUAAACAAGUCCUCCCAACUUCCGCGGCUUGUGCCUCUGGACCAGCCCAGCAAGACCUUCCUUGUACCUGCGAAAAGCCAGAGCUGCUAAGGAGUGAAAGUCCCCGAGGCCUCCAGGCUGGAGCACUGCACUUUGCUUCAUGGCUUUAGGCACUGGGGCCAGAGCUGCCCCUUCUGGGAUCCCCUGACCCCUGAGGCCUUCCCUGUCCCCAUUUUCACACAGGAAGGCCUGGCAAGUACUGCCUGGUUUCCCUGGAGAGACAGGAAGUGGAUCUGUCAUUUCUGCUGCAGAUGCUCUGAGAGCCAGCCCCCUGAGCAGGAAGGGAGAAUGUUCUGGUCUGUGAGCUACCCAGGACGUCACUGGGGCAGGCCCUCUGGGCAGCAGAAGCCUCAGGGUGAGUGCUGGGCCCGACUGCUGUUGACCAGCCUCACUGCUGGACUGGAAAAGACAAAGAUAUCAGGUGGAAAUGCCCCCAGAAGAGGCAGCAGACAGGGCUCGGGUCUGUACCAGCCUCAGCCAGCAGCACGAAAGCAGGGGAGGCUGAGGAGAGAUUGGGCAUCAGGGAGGUAUGUGGGGCUGCCAGGCCAGGCCUGCAGAGGGUAAGAAACAUCCUCUACCAAAGGCUAGUUGUGCCUGUCUUGCACCACGGCGAGGAAGAGAGAACCUCCGUGACCUGGAGGACGUGUGUCCCGGCCCAGGAGACCAGGCAUCUGGCCUGCCUCUGGCCAGCUGGUCACGGGGCUGGCCACUUCACGCAGAAAGUAGGGGGCAGGAGGACAUGAGUUGGCCACCCUGCCCUAUUACUGAGUAGGGCAGAUUGACCGGCAACCGCGUUAUGGAGGAAGGCUGCCUCCCACGCUGGUUCCCCCUGGGGACAGAGAACAAUCUUAGGGGCAGGCUGCCCAAGGGCUGCUUCCCAGAGCCCUUGCGGGACACUGUCCUCAAGCUGUCAUAGUCCAUCGGUUCAGAGACCCCCAUGACAUGAACCCGGGCAUGGGGGCAGGGCCCAUCCCCCAGAGCCUUCUCCCCUCAAAGCAGUUACCUUCCAAGUUGAAUCGGAUGAAAUCCGCAAGGGCUGCUUGAGAGAGAGAGAAAUGUGAAGACCACACUGACUGGGUGGUUACUGGGGCUGUGACCCUGCUGCCUGGGAGCAGGGUGGACUGGUGGCUGCUUUAGGGACAGGGGCCUUUUCCAAGGAUCUACAAACCCCUGCCAUAAAAGUUGCCCCUCAGGAUGUCCCCCCUAGAUGUGAUCAGCUAGGGUGCCCAGAUCACAGGCCCUGGGCCAUUCCUUGGCUCAGCAGACCUUUCCAGGAACUUUUGCUCAGAGACAGACAGACAUAGAGAAGAUGAAAGGGUGGGCCACAGCCCCACACAUGCGAAGUCUUGAAGGAAGGAUGGGGUCGGUCAAUCCUCUCUGUACCCAGCAGACCAGGACAACUGGAAACCUGGAGGGUCUGUAUACCCGGGCUCAGAGUUUCCUAGGAGAUUUUGAACAAUCCCAAUGUCUAGGCCCCAUCCCUGAACAAACUGAGUAUCUGGGGUGGGGCCCAGGCACCCCUAUUUUACACAGAGCCCCAGGCGACUCUGGUGUCAGGGAGGGUUGAGCAGGCGAGUCGGUGUGAGGAAGCAGUCCCAGGCUCACGCCCCUGGGUUGCAGAAAGCAGCCGGCCCCAGAGCCUCACGCUGCCUGCCCCUCGGAGUGUGUGGCCGGCAGCCGGGAAAUAAUUACAAACCACAGGCUGGGAAACCUCUCCUUCCGCCUCACAUUGCUUCCCCAGGGAGUUCAGAUAUCAGGCGCCAGUAGGUAAUCAACAGGUCCAAACACUUGCCUCCCUGCUUAUAAGGGGUCAAUACUUAGCACCACACAACCUGUAUUGUAAUCAUCUCGUUUUGCAUUAGUGCUACCGUCUGGGCUGGAGAGACACACACCAAGCCUCAAGGCCACUUCCCACCACCACAUCUGCUUCAGCAAGGGCUUGAAGAAUCGCCUCUCUCCUCUAAACACACAGCCCCAAAUGGCUUUCAUGUCAGCCUUCCAUUUCGGAUGUGAUACGUUAUAAGUGCAAUAAGCAAAUGUGCCUAGUGGACACCAGGAAGGGACAAGUGCUCUGAAGAAAAAAUGCAGCAGGAUAACAGGGGAGAGUGAGCAACUGGAGAUGGGAAGGUCCAGACAAGCUCUUUGGGCGUGAGUGUGGAGGGGCUGCCUUAGGGGGCACUGGGCAGAUGUGGAGGGCCUGCGGGUCAGGGCCCGAGGGGAGGCUGGGGUGUCUGGAGCAGAGUGAGGCCAGGUCUUCGAGGGCAACAGGGCCUGUGGGGCACAGUCAGGGCUCUGAAUUUUAGUUGAGUGAUACAGGAAGCUACUGGAAGAUUCAGAGCAGCAGAACAUCAUCUCCUGAGGUUUGGAAGCCCCAAGGUGGGGACAAGGUAGAAGCAGAAAACCCUCUAGGGCUCUGCUGGAGGACCCGGGAUAGAGAGCAGGGUGGCUCAGACAAGGUCAAGGCAGUGAUUGUGAGAGGUAGAGACAUUCAGAAUAGGGUCCGAGGAGUCACAGGUGGAUUAGAUGCGGGGUCUGAGAGCAAGGAAGCAAGGACGAUUCCCAGGUCUGCGGCCUGAACGGCAGGGUAAGGUGGUUUACCGAGGCAGAGGACGCUGGAAAGAGCAGGUUGACAGAAAACACCGAGUUCUAUUCUGGUCAUGUUUUAUUUGCACACAGGAAUCUGGAGUAGGGGAGAGUGAGGCUGGAGAUGCCCACUUCAGAGUCAUGAGCAUCUGGAUGGUGUUUAAAGCCUGGGCCUUGCUGAGACUUACAGGGGAGAAAGUGCAGGUAAGAGGAGAUCCAUAGGAGAUGGGGAGGAGAAUUCACAAGGGAGCCUGAGAAGGAACAGCAGCGGGGAAGGAGGAAAACCAGGAGAGAAGCCAAGGGAAGAACGGGACUCAAAAAGUAAGGAGGGAGCCCCCAGCUCUAACCACGUAAAUAUGGGCAUAGAGGAGUGAGUUCAAGCCGUGUCAAAGAAGCAUCAAACCCAAAUGUUGAACAUGCCAUUAGACACAUGACCUGGUUUCUCUCACAAAGACAUGGGGACAAGGAAGAGGAGCUGGGAGAGAUGGAAAGGUUUAAGAGGCACCACCAGAUACAAUGUGUGGCCCUUGACAGCAUCUUGAACUGCACAAACCAGCUGCAGAAAGACAUCUUUGGGACAUCAGGGAAACUUGCAAAUGGAUGGAGCAUUGGGUGAUAUCGAGAUAUGGUUCAUCUUGGUAGGUAUGUUGAUGGCAUGGGUUAAGAAGUGAAAAAGUAUCAGCCUGAAGUUCACAUGGAAAACUUAACAGGUGAAAGAACAUGCAGUCUUAGGUCCACUUUAAAACUCCCCAGAAACAUAAAAGGGCUGGGGAAAUCUUGAGUUGCUCACCACUGAUUCUGGGUGAAAGGUUCAUGGACAUUCACUAGGCUCUGAUUUGUGUGUGUAUGAACAUUUUUUCCAUAAUAAAAGUUUAAAAAUAUAGGAAGGAGUGAUCAAUUCUUCCAUGUGCUGCUGAGCAGUAAAGCAAGACGAGGACUAAGGCACGACCCCUGAAUUUGGCAGGAUAGGGGGGCUGGUGGCCUUGAUGGUAACAGAUUAGGGG